This is a messenger RNA of Calliphora vicina (urban bluebottle blowfly), 1684 nucleotides long. RefSeq names its product parkin (gene park). Gene Ontology annotation, cellular component: Golgi apparatus; endoplasmic reticulum; mitochondrion. Gene Ontology annotation, biological process: protein polyubiquitination; regulation of mitochondrion organization; autophagy of mitochondrion. Gene Ontology annotation, molecular function: ubiquitin conjugating enzyme binding; zinc ion binding; ubiquitin protein ligase activity. The record is from RefSeq and is a predicted model, not a curated record. The coding region runs from base 126 to 1568 and encodes 480 amino acids. Lineage: Eukaryota; Metazoa; Arthropoda; Insecta; Diptera; Calliphoridae. The transcript is spliced from 6 exons.
AUUCCGUCUAAUUUGAUCUAAUUUUAUUAUUACGUGCAUUUCGAUAAAAAAAAAAUAAGUUUUCUAUUAAAUGUAAUUGCAAUUUUUAGUUAAAAAGUUCUACAACUAUUUAUAUAUUAAGUUAAAUGAGUUUUCUAAUUAAUUUAAUAAGAGCUUUUAUCGAUAAAAUGCUGGCAUUAUUAUCGUUUAGUAGUAAAACAAUUACAAACACAUUGAGUAUUUAUGUUAAAACAAAUACAGGACGUACAUUGUCGGUGAAUUUGGAGCCUCAAUGGGAUAUAAAAAACGUCAAAGAGAUCGUAGCACCACAAUUAGGUCUGCAGCCUGAAGAGGUGAAGAUUAUAUUUGCUGGCAAAGAACUAAGCGAUGCGACAACAAUUGAGGAAUGUGAUUUAGGACAACAAAGUAUAUUGCAUGCCAUACAGACAAGACCCGUACAACAGAGGAAACGUUUAUACUCAACUGUAGCUGAAGAGGAACCAACGGAGGAGCAACCAUCGAAGCCAUUAUGUGAAACAUUGGUAGACUUGCAGUUGCAAAGUGAGGAAAGAUCGAAUAUACCAGAAGAAAAUCGAGAACGCUCCAGGGCUCACUUUUUUGUUCAUUGUUCUCAGUGUAAUAAAUUGUGCAAGGGAAAGUUACGUGUUCGUUGUUCCCUGUGCAAGGGAGGUGCAUUUACUGUACAUCGCGAUCCAGAAUGUUGGGAUGAUGUCUUGAAGUCACGUCGCAUACGUGGUCACUGUGAAUCUUUGGAAAUUGCCUGUGUAGAUAACGAUAUAGGUGAUCCUCCAUUUGCUGAAUUUUAUUUUAAGUGUGGCGAACAUAUUUCGGGCGGUGAAAAAGAUUUUGCUGCUCCUUUAAAUUUAAUUAAAAUCAAUAUGAAAGAUAUCCCCUGCCUGGCCUGUACUGAUGUAAGUGAUACUGUUUUAGUCUUCCCCUGUGAAUCCAAACACGUAACCUGUGUUGAAUGUUUUUUACACUAUUGCCGCUCCCGCCUUAUGGAACGUCAAUUUAUGCCUCAUCCCGAUAUUGGUUAUACUUUGGCUUGUCCUGCAGGUUGCGAAAAUUCUUUUAUAGAGGAAAUCCAUCACUUUAAGUUAUUGACCCGUGAAGAGUACGAUCGCUAUCAACGAUUUGCCACUGAGGAAUAUGUUUUACAAGCGGGAGGUGUUUUGUGCCCUCAGCCUGGCUGUGGCAUGGGUUUGUUAGUAGAACCAGAUUGCAAAAAAGUCACUUGUCAAAAUGGUUGUGGUUAUGUUUUUUGUCGUAAUUGUCUGCAAGGUUAUCAUUUGGGUGAUUGUUUGCCAGAGAAUGGUACGGGCAAUGCAACGGGCAGCUGUGAAUAUGCAGUUGAUCCAAAUCGCGCUGCUGAAGCCCGUUGGGAUGAAGCGAGUAAUGUCACAAUAAAAGUUUCAACCAAACCCUGCCCUAAAUGUCGCACACCCACAGAAAGAGAUGGUGGAUGUAUGCAUAUGGUCUGUACACGAGCUGGCUGUGGCUUUGAAUGGUGUUGGGUUUGUCAAACCGAAUGGACAAGAGAUUGUAUGGGUGCUCAUUGGUUCGGUUAAAGUCAUCAUGCGAUGUUGUUUUGUGUUAAUUAUUGUAAAUAAAUAAUGUCUAGAUUUUAGGGAAAAAAUUGCAACUUAAAAUUUUGCUUUUAAAUACAUUUUAACAAGUUACCACA